Messenger RNA from Protopterus annectens (West African lungfish), 4765 nucleotides. It is a transcript of the gene ASRGL1, whose product is annotated as asparaginase and isoaspartyl peptidase 1. The coding region runs from base 61 to 1113 and encodes 350 amino acids. The record is from RefSeq and is a predicted model, not a curated record. The transcript has 7 exons. Lineage: Eukaryota; Metazoa; Chordata; Ceratodontiformes; Protopteridae. Gene Ontology annotation, molecular function: asparaginase activity.
CAGUCACUGCCUUAGGGAGGGGUUUGGGGUUGCCCAUCAGCUGUUUGACGGAGCACGAGAAUGCCUGGAAAGUCCCCGAUAACUGCAUUCAAGCUAGGUUUCAUAUUUGUGCUUUACUGCCACACUAAGGGCGUCUUGCUUUCUGGGUUUUCCCAAGUGCUUGUCAUUGCAGCUUGUGGAUGCUUGUUAAGAAUGAAGCCUGUGAUAGUAGUCCAGGGUGGUGCUGGCAGGAUCAUGCCGGAAAGAAAGAAAGCAUACCUGCUGGGUGUAAAGCAGGCAGCAUUAUCUGGUUCCAAAAAACUUCAGCAAGGUGGCAGUGUGGUCGAUGCUGUUGAAGAAGCAGUUGUAGUCAUGGAAAAUGACCCCAUAUUUAAUGCAGGUUGUGGAUCUGUUUUAAAUGAACAUGGUGAAGUAGAAAUGGAUGCAAUCAUAAUGGAUGGCAAAUAUCUAGAGACUGGUGCAGUAUCUGCAGUCAGAAAUAUUGCUAAUCCAGUAAAACUUGCACGUCUUGUCAUGGAAAAGACUGGCCAUGUACUGCUAACUGAUCGUGGUGCUUCUCAGUUUGCUAAAGCUAUGAAUAUUCCUGAAGUUCCUGGAGAGUCAUUAAUAACAGAAAAAGCGAUAUUGCGGUGGAAAAAAAAUAAGAAACCUGUAGACUGUGAGCAAGCUCUUGGGACUGUUGGUGCUGUUGCUGUGGACAGUGAAGGCAAUGUGGCUUGUGCAACUUCUUCUGGAGGAAAGACCAAUAAAAUGCUUGGCCGUGUAGGUGACACACCUUGUAUAGGAAGUGGAGGCUAUGCUGAUAAUUUCAGUGGUGCUGUUUCAACUACUGGAAAUGGGGAAACAAUUAUGAAGGUGACACUUGCAAGACUAGUCUUGUUUCAUAUUGAACAAGGAAAGUCACCCAGAGAGGCAGCUGAAACUGCAUUAAAGUACAUGCUAGACAGAAUACAGUCUAAGGCAGGGUUGAUAGUUGUAAACAAUUCUGGCGACUAUGCUGCAGUGUUUACUACCGAUCACAUGUCAUGGGCUGCUGUAAAGGAUGACCAGCUCCAUUAUGGCCUUUCUCAAGGGGAACUGCAUACCUGUAGCAUUUCAGAUGUACCUCUGUAACAACUUCCUUGGGCAUUACUGGGAAUGAACUCUGCUCUAAACUGUUAUCUGGUUAAUAAGAAUAUUUUCAGUAUGGCAUUCCUUUUGUGCAAAGCUACUGACCAUAUUUUUGUUUUAACUAUGUUAUUUUCCAGAACUAUUUUGCUUACUUUUGCUUGUGGCUGUUGUGUGUAAUUAUAGAUCCCACAACAGUACAUUACGGCUAACAUGAACACAGAAAUGUAUCUCUGGUUAGGAUAACUGGCUGCUACUCAGAAAGCAUUGGAAUAUAUACUGCUCAGUCUUUUCCCUGUCCUCCUGGUUCCUUGGGAGUUUUUCUGUUCCAGUUACUACAUAUGAAAGUAACUGCUAUUAAGCACUACUGUGGAUUACACUGCCUCAAAUAACAGCAAACUGCAAGUAAUGGAAGUGACUCUUGCCACUCAUUCAAAUGCCGUUGUGGGUUUGAAAAGACAGCAAGUAACCAAGGAGAGAAUGGCAAAGGCAGAAUUAAUAUAGGAGCAUAUGUUGGAAAAAUCUGUGGCGCUCUGGGACAGAUCCUAAACAGACCACAUUUGUUUUCAACCAUCCCUUAACACAAAAGAGGAGGAAAUUACACAGACUGUAUGAAGUGGUACUUAGGGGGCUGUACAAAUGAUUCCUGAAAGCACUCACAUUGAGUUGACUUGCCACGUAGUGGCCCAAAAAGCAGCCCAGACCCUUAUUAGUGAAAUUUGAAUCAUAUGCACAGAAUGGGGAAAUUCUUUUAAUACUUUGGAAAAAGGAAAUGUUUCUAAAGUUAAGAUGCUAGAAUAUGUGCAGACAGUGAUUACUCUUGUACAGACUUUAGAUUAUAGUUAUUCCAGCUGUUAAAAAGUACAGGGAAAUGAACCAGCAAUUCAAGAUGAUAUAUCUAACUUUCUUUAGUGUUCUGUUAGGGAGAAAAAUAUAUUCAGAUCCUAAGUAAAUGCUAAAUCAGCUGAAUAAACUGGAGGUGGGGUUUGAGAGGACAGCAGCAGAAGGAUCUGUAUUGCAAGGUUACCAAAACAAACAAACAACCAUAAGCAUACUGCAGUGAAGAUUCCUGAGAAGCCCUUCCCAUUAUUUCAAAGGAAAAUGCUUGAUAAAUUGUAGCAAGUAGAAGAAAAUACAAACAGUAAGGGAGUUACUGAGGGUUGAAAUGCUUGAGGAAUCUGUUGAGAAACUGAAUGGAAUACUAGAGGAAGUACUUUAAGUGGACAUUUACAUGUCUGUCUAGUUCUUGCUGUAUAGAAGAGUGAAAGUUUUGUAGCAUUACGGUAACAGUUGUUUACAUACAGAACAAAUUGUCUGAGCUCUAAUUGUACUAUGGAACUGCUCAAAGAAUUGAGGGUUAAGUUUACAUCACUUUUUUUUUUAGUUGGGAUGGUAGUGAGUGUGAUGUAUUGUUUUAUACUGAGAAGAAACUAUGAAUGAUACCAUGGACUAAGACGGAAGGUAUUGUAACUCAGUAGCUACACAAAAAGACAGACUAGUGAAAGGUUAACAAGUUUUACAACAAAAACAGUAGUAAUAGUAUGAAAAGAAAUUCCCUUUUGCUUUAAAAAUGGUAGGAUCCAUUCAGAAUAAGUGUGUAAGCAGGAGAGUUUGAAGGGUUAUAGUAUAUGAUAAGCAGUGACUGAAAAGGGGAAAUCCACAACUUUGGUCAUAAGAGAUAGAUGGAAGUGUGUGAUACAUUCUGAUUAUUCUAGACUGUAAACAAUAUUGACUUUAUUGGCAAACUGUCAGGCAUGGAGGCAUAGCAUUUAAAGGGCAACAUGAACAGUAUGCAUAGAUUUAAAUAAUGGUGACCCAAAGAUGGAGAAAGAAAUGAUUAUUGGUAGCACGUAGAGAAGGAAAUGAAGAAAAGUGCAGGGAUAUAGAUAUAAAGGUGUACAGGGGAACCUAGGAAAUUAAAAGUAGAAAGCUAAUUGAGAAUAAAAACCAUGGGGAGAGUAGUUUACAAGAAGAGGUUAGCCUAGAAACACUUGCGGGAAGAAGCGGUUGGGUUACUGAAUCUUUUGAGCAGCUGUAGGAGAGUGCUGGGUCAAAUGAAGGAAAACAUGCCCCUAUUGUAUGAUGUGUAUUGUUAUAACACAGUUGGGUCAUGGAAAGAGACGUUUUUUGAUAUUUUUUAAUGUUUUAGUUAAGAAGAUAAACAACCAGCUAAAAUACAGGUUUCAAACCAAGAAACAAGGCCAAUGAAGUCUAAUAACUAAAAAUACAUGAAAUAAAAGGAUGGAAAUAAAAGAUGAAGUCAACAUUUAAAUAAAAUGGGAAAAUGAGAAAUGGAAAUGGAGUCUUGACUUGGAAUAUUCAUGGUCUAAUAGAUGGAAGCAAAACAGAGAAGAUAUUAAGAUAUAUUGAAAACAGUGAAAUGCAGGUGUUAGGUUGUUGGAGACUUGUCCUAGUUUAUAGGAAUAUGAGAAGCUGGUAAGACAACUAAGAUGUUGUUUGGCAGGAGAAAUGUAGAGAGUUGUUGUACUAGUAACAUUUUUGGGCCUGGCAUAGUGGUUAAGAUAUUUACCUCACAGACACAAGGUACAAGGUUUGAUUUUCACCUUUGAAAGAGAUUGGCUAGACUUGAAGUGGCCCACAAUGGCAGCUAGCCUGGUAAUUGACCAGUGAACCUAAAAUAGACUGCUGAAAUACAAAUACAUGAGGACAUCUGUGAUAGGCUGGGGAGGUAUAUAAUGAUAGAAGGUGCUUGGUGAAGGUAAAAGUAUAAUUUUAGUAGUAGUGUACCUUCCCUGUAGAACAAAAUAUUAGAGAUAAAACAAAUACUGAUGCAGGUGGUAGCUUUUUAGCAGGGUAUUACACAGGUAGCAGGGACUGGAAUGUGAUUUGCAACAAAAAUGUGUCAGGAGAGUCAAAAAGGGUGAGAAUACCAUUAGAAAGAAGGUAUCAAAAUUGGACAGGGUAAAGAAGGAUGCAGGACAUGGGUAAGAUUAGAUGGAUAUUCUAUAACAAAGGAACUCCUGUAUCUACUCCAGCAGAAAAUAAUUAAUUGAAUUACAUUAAUGGACCAUGAUCUCCUGAAAGCUGAAGUUAGAAAAAAGUGAAGGAAAAACACUGGCAGUUCCCUCUGUGUAUUUUAAAGAGAAAACCUUUUGCAAACUGGGUAGUCAAAUUAAAUGUUAGAAGAGACUGAGAACAGGGGGACAUGGAGAUGAGGAAAAAAGUUUGAAAACUUAAAUAAAAAUGUAAGGAAAUAUAAGCAGGAAAUACAAUUAGGUCCUUGGAUCUGAUGAAAGUUAAGAAGCUGCUAGAUUCCAAAAGGGUAGAUUACAAUGGAGGAAAAAAGGAGCAACUAAAAACAUUAAACAAUCAAUGGUAGAUUACAUAGAAAACUUAAAUUAAUUUAAAGCUAAGGCAUUGAAACUUAAAUUAUUUGUCUACCACAAUAUAACAUUGUAUGUGUGUGUGCAGAUAGGGAGAGUGCUGCAUGUUAGUGUCAGAAACGUGUGCAUAUUACGAAACCCAAAUGUAUCACACUUCCAGAUUGCGCCUCUUAUAUUGAAAAGGUUUCCAGGAGCUGUGAAAAAAUGUAGAUUUUCAAAGGCUAUAUAAAAAUCCAUUUUUGAAGUAGCAUGUCUAACAUUGUACAUGUACACUGCACUUGAUGCUGAUUUUUAAAUAAAUUUUUUGGACUUCA